CUCAAUGGGAGCGGCUGACAUACAGUCACACCCCCAAACGCACACGGUCGCUACCUGACCACCGUACGGGCUAUCUGACAUGGCAGGUCACCGGUUCGGACCAAGCCUAGCAUUGAUGGUUACAGUGGCUACAGCAGUUGCUGCCUGUCCCGACUCUACCUGGCAUCAGGAGGGAGAUUCGUGCUACAAGGUGUUUGCUGAACAGACGCAGAACUGGCCCGACUCAGAGGAGCAGUGCGAGCGCUGGGGCACGCUGGUCAACAUCCUGAGCAGCGACACCAACCGGCUGCUGUCCGGCCUGCUGACCGCCUCUGGACAGAGCCGUGCCUGGAUCGGACUCACUAACAUCGGCCACGCUGACUGGUACGAGUGGACGGACACGCACCGCGCGCCCGAGUUCAGCGCGUGGGGGACGGGUGCGCCCAGUAACGUGUCAUGUAGCUGCGGGCUGCUGGUGGGGGACGCCGUCUGGACGGAUAAGUGGAUGUUUGAACAGGCCGCCUUCAUAUGUCAGGCCCCGGCCGACGCGAGGGAGAGGUCCGUGCCGCGGGACCAGCCGGCGGCACGGAUAACGGCGGAGGGGAAUGUUUACUGCUGAUUGAUCGCGCUACUGUGUGCUGACUGUGUGUGGAGGCACCAAAAAAGGGCAUGGAAAACAGGCAAAUGGAAACGCGUUCUUAGUUGAGUUGACCUAUUGACUUAGGUAAAUACAUUUUUUGACGAAUGGCGCGGCCGAAAAAAAAA
Messenger RNA from Amphibalanus amphitrite, 744 nucleotides. Its product is annotated as perlucin-like protein. Bases 80 to 598 code for a protein of 172 amino acids. The transcript has 2 exons. The record is from RefSeq and is a predicted model, not a curated record. NCBI's taxonomy places the organism in Eukaryota, Metazoa, Arthropoda, Thecostraca, Balanomorpha, Balanidae.